AUGGAAGAAAUGAAAACAUCAAUUGGUCAGUUCAAGGUUCCAAAAAUAUGGACUAAAAAAAGAGAAGCACUGGAGCGGGAAUUUGCCUUACUGAGCAAGGAAGCACAGAAAUUUCAGGAGGAAUCAAUAAUUUUAAGGACUUUGAAGGAUGAGAAGGAGACCCUAGUUGGAUUUUUGCAGUCAGAAAUGAAAAGGCUUGUAAGUGAAGCAGAAUCAUUGAAGGAAAGGAACAUGCACAUGGAAAAUGAGCUGAAAGAAAUGCAAGAGAAAUAUUCAGAGAUAAGUCUAAAAUUUGCAGAGGUAGAAGGUGAAAGACAACAACUUGUCAUGACCCUGCGUAAUCUGAAAAAUG
Molecule: messenger RNA, 352 nt
Organism: Ilex paraguariensis (yerba mate)
Lineage: Eukaryota; Viridiplantae; Streptophyta; Magnoliopsida; Aquifoliales; Aquifoliaceae
Source: the annotation of a GenBank genome assembly